This is a messenger RNA of Pristis pectinata (smalltooth sawfish), 418 nucleotides long. RefSeq names its product ribosomal protein L38 (gene rpl38). Gene Ontology annotation, cellular component: cytosolic large ribosomal subunit; ribosome. The record is from RefSeq and is a predicted model, not a curated record. Bases 153 to 365 code for a protein of 70 amino acids. Lineage: Eukaryota; Metazoa; Chordata; Chondrichthyes; Rhinopristiformes; Pristidae. Gene Ontology annotation, biological process: translation; protein-RNA complex assembly. Gene Ontology annotation, molecular function: structural constituent of ribosome. The transcript has 5 exons.
GCCGUUGCGCGCUUUGUCCCCGCGCGGAGCCCGUCGGGGCGCUGGGUUAAUUCCCGGAUGUAGGGCAGGCCUGCCCUCUCUCUCCGUCGGCAGCGGCUGAGCCUCAGACGCAGUGCCCGGCCCGUCCCCCCGCCGCUGGAUCCACCGCCACCAUGCCUCAAAUGAUUGCUGAAAUCAAAGAUUUCUUGCUAACAGCAAGAAGAAAGGAUGCAAAAUCUGUGAAAAUCAAGAAGAACAAAGAUAAUGUAAAAUUUAAAGUACGGUGUAGUAGAUAUCUGUACACACUAGUCAUCACAGAUAAAGAAAAGGCUGAAAAACUCAAACAGUCCCUGCCCCCAGGUUUGGCUGUCAAAGAACUCAAGUGAAGAGCUGUAAUUUCAAUGUUCAGAUUUUAUUGAAAUAAAAAAAGUGAAAUGCU